Drosophila hydei is the source of this 6155-nucleotide messenger RNA. It is a transcript of the gene gig, whose product is annotated as tuberin. Gene Ontology annotation, cellular component: TSC1-TSC2 complex; nucleus; cytoplasm. Lineage: Eukaryota; Metazoa; Arthropoda; Insecta; Diptera; Drosophilidae. The transcript has 17 exons. Gene Ontology annotation, biological process: regulation of cell cycle; negative regulation of insulin receptor signaling pathway; regulation of small GTPase mediated signal transduction. The record is from RefSeq and is a predicted model, not a curated record. The coding region runs from base 547 to 6138 and encodes 1863 amino acids. Gene Ontology annotation, molecular function: GTPase activator activity.
AAAAACAUAUGUUUUCGACAACCGAAAACUUAACAUUCCGUUAGGGGUUAUUAACAGCGAAAUCAUAAUUUUUCUGUCACCACUUUUAAUUCUUGGCAAAUUAUUUCAAACUCUCUUAAUAAUAAUUAUUAUUCUAGUUGAAAGAUGUGUUCUAUACGUAGCAUAGAAAAUCGAAUAACUUAAAUUCAACGUUAGCUUUUAAGCUCCAUAUGCAGCCAAGUUACUCGAAAGGCUGCUGUAUUUUAACAUUAUCAAAAUGUUGUGAAGAAAAUGAACCGAAAAAAUAUGUGCAGGGAUGGAAAGAAAUAAAUAAUGUGCAAAACAACCUUUGUAAUUGAGUUAAAUAUUUGCUCCGUGCAUAUGGUUCUUUGAAGGGAGCAUCCCUACUCUUUUUUGUUAUUUCUGUAAUCAGUUGGGCUCAACUGCUCAAGUAUCCAGCUGCAAUUCCUUAUAAAUGUGUUAUAUUUUGAUUAUUCCAAUUGACGUGAACGAAUUUUAAGUACACCAUAGAUAUUUAAGCGUCUAGCAACGCAAAAACAACGAUUUAUGAUGGGCUCCAGAGAUAAAUCCAAGUUUAAAAAUUUUCUUAAGAGUACGAAACCACCAGGCAAUUCUGGCGAGCGAACGUUGCGUCCAGAGUUUGAGCUUGAGCUCCGACCGGAGCAGCCAAUUGCACAGCGCUGUAAAAUGCUUAAAGAACUAGGAGAUUCGCAUUUGCAAAAUAUUAACUUGGAUGAAACCUCCAUAACUAAUCUGUGGCAACUAACCAACGAUCUCAUUGUGCCCAACAAACCGGCAGAAACACGCCAAAUUGCUUUAAGUUUCUAUAAGCGCCUCAUUUUCACACAAUACAAAAACUUAACGCUAAUGCGUGAAAAGUUUUUCCUUGUCAUACAAAAUCAUGAGGCGCACGAGGAUCUACGACAUCUGCUAGAACUACUUGACACUCUCACAGAGAACGGCAAGGAUAUUACCAAUUUCGAAGAGAAGAUUGGUAAAUUUAUGCUGCUGUGGAUACCAGCUAUCACAGAUGCCGAUUUGCUCUGUCCCUAUCUGCAAAUGAUGAUUAAUCUCAUUAAGUUCAAUGCAGCCCACUUGGACAAAGAUAUACUUGUUGGCAUAGUGCAAAAUGCUUGCGAAUUGAGCUGCACUGUGCCGAACGACGACAUUGGCUUACAAUGCCUGACCGUCUUGGAGAUGGUCAUUGGCUAUACCAUAUUCCCUAGCGAGCCGUUACAUCAGUGCAUUGUCACACUGUGCCGCACAGUGAACAGCAAUCACUAUUGCCAAGCAUCGUAUAAGAUAAUGAAAAAUUUGCUGGGUACUCAGCUAGGCUAUCACUCCAUGAAAAUUAUGUGCAACAUACUCAACGACAAGGGACAGUACGAGGAUGCCCAACUGUUGCGAGGGGCAGUGUUUCAUCUGAACAUGAAUAUCUUUGGCUCGAAUAUCAUUUUUCAGGUCUCCUCAAUGAUCUAUGCAACCAACGUAUUAAUGGGCUUUCGGAAUGCAUUGGAUAGCAAUGAGGUGAUUGUGACCUAUGAAGUGAUUCUCAGUGUGCGCAUGGUGAUCAACAAAUACAGACAUGAACUCUCCGAGAUAAUAUGGGAUCUGAUUUGCGACAUUAUGUCGGCGAUCGUCGACAACAUUGAGGAGUAUGAGCGUUUGGGUGUUAACAAGGAUCGUUUGCAUCAUUUACAAAUCAACUUUCACGAGAAUAUUGACUGUAUUGAGAAAUUGCUGAAAAAUGAACGCACACAAAUACUUUGCAAUGUAGAUCGCAUUUACGACCUGAUCGAACGGGUCGCCGAUCGACGUCCUGAAUCCUCUGUCCUGAGCUUAAUCGAUUAUCGAACGCAACGUGUGACUGCUACUCGUCCAGAGUGGCUUUUGUGCUUGACCCAGUUUGUGCACCGCUAUUACCGCAUGUCGAACGUGAAUGUGCGCAUCAAGAUCAUCGAUUCGCUUGUGGAGAUUAUGAACCAGAAUCGAUACAGCUAUGAAGAAGAGAUUCUCGAUCGAGUUGUUGUGCCGCAGCUGGCGCAGAUCCAUCAGGAGUCCAGCGUACAAGUGCGCAGGGCGGUGGCUCUUGCUCUCUCCAACUUUGCGCGCCAUUGCGAUACGAAACGCUGCCUCGAGUUGUUGGACAUAUUGGAGGCACUCAUCAAUCGCCCUUUCGAGCAGUUGCGCCAGAUUGCGGCAGACGCCAGCACAUCGGAGGCAGGCAGCAGCAUUAUCAUAAAAAAUGUGGCCGAAAUUUCCGAUAUAAGCGCCGCUAUCGAUGGGCUUGUUGAGGUGUUUGCCAUUAAGCUGCAUCGCCAACCGGCCGCUCAUGCCAUUAAGAUAUUCAAUAUUUUAAUGGAUCAUCUAGAAUUGCACUACGAUCGCCCAAAGGUCUUUGAACAGGCCAGCAAAGUGCGGCGUCAGAUAUUCGACUGGAUGCUCAAGAUACGCGCUAAUGCCUCCUAUCACAUUGGAUAUCCUGACAGCCCCAAAACCUUAAAGUUUAGCCAUUAUUUGAGUGUCGAGUUGCCAUUACCAUCGCAAACGCAAACAGCAACGAUUUCUAUACGACGUGUCUGUAAUCUGAUUGUCCGCUGUCUAGAGCAGGACUCUGAUUACUCUGUGUUCGAGUUGGUCAUCACGGAGCUGCCCAAGGUGCUGCAGAAUAAAGCCCUUAUUCAGGGCAACGAUAUCGAGAAGCUAGCCAAUACGCUGUUUAAAAUCAACUCGGUUAGCAACAAUAAGUUUAAACAACCCACCGAUAUCUUCCACGGCCUUGUGGUGCGGGCAAUCGCAUCACUGGUUAUCUAUUACGAGUGCCUACAGCCGCCAAAGCACUACAACAUCAUUACAGCCCUCUACUCCCUCAUACAAACGCCAAACACAGCCAGUGUCUGCAUCAAUACAAUUUCCAUUCUCAUCUUGGAGAUGCCCGAAGCGCUAAUGCGUAAGCUACCAGAUAUUUUAUGGCAAAUAAGCAUGAUGUCCGACACGAAUACGGUGGCCAUACCAGUUUUGGAAUUUCUAUCCCUUUUGAUCCAUAUGCCAAACCAUCUGUUCUCCAACUUUACGCCCAUGCACAAUAUGUACGUGUUUGCCAUAUCGCUGCCAUACACAAAGCCUCAUCGAUACGACCACUAUACCGUAUCUUUGGCGCAUCAUGUGAUUGCGGGCUGGUUUCUGAAGAUCAAGCUGGAACUGCGCAAGAAUUGCGUGAGCUAUAUUAAAAUGUCCAUGCAGUCGAAUGCUAAGAUGCUACACAACGACAUUGUCAACAUUAACUCGAACGUGAAUGAAGAUUCCUCGAGUCGUAAGCGCAGCACUAGUCUUACGGAACGAGGAAGUCGGAAUAGCGCAGCGACCCGCAAUGAUUCAGAUAUGCGUCCAUUGAUGAACAACACGCUGCGCAACUUUCAUGCAGAUUUGGUUGAGACGUGCUUUGAUUUUCUAGAACGUCAUACAUUCUCGCCAUGUCCUUCUUUACCCAAGCGCUUGCCGGCCAUUGACUAUUUGUUGAAGGAUGGCGUCUCGCAAACGUGGCUGGUGGGCCAUAAUUUGGUCACAAUUACCACAUCCGGCUGCCCAUCGGGACCCACACGCAACGGACUUUGCGAGCGUUGUGCUCAAUUGAGUAAGGCGCCCAGUAUUAGCUUAAAUUCGAAGAGUCUUAGCGAUGCAGUGCAACCGCCUUUGUCGCCGGAGCGGGAACGGCGCUAUACGAAAAUGAGCUUUCAGCAUAGCAGCGUCAAUGAGAGUGCCGGCAGUACGGAACAUACUUCGUCCUCAUCAACAUCGAACUCGGAUGCUACCGCGCAUCCGCAUCGUCAGAUCUCGAACAGUUCUACGGUCUCGUUAGACGCAUACUCGCGACGUGGGUCCAAUCCGGAGGCUUCUGGCGCCAGUAACCUAGCCGAAGGCUCCCACACGGGCAGCAAUACUUCGCUUUUGGGCAACUCACUCUCUUUGUCAACGGCCAGCGUAGGUCCUUCCACGCGAUCGGGUCCAGUAGUGCAGCAACCCGUUUGUGCGCGUACGUGCACUAGCUGGGCCGAAAUCUUCAUAAGACGUCCCACGGGUAAUAUUUCAUGGAUAACUCGCAUUGAGAAUCCCAUCGCCAACGACUGCUUCGGCCAGGAUCUGCCAUUCAAUAGCGUGGUUUCCCUUUUCUUGCCCACUGCCUAUGGCGGCGUGUUUGGGCCAGACAACCCCAUGCAGGAACUACCGCAGCAGCAGCAGCAAUCGCAACAGGAAGCGCAGUCAGCGCAAGAGGCCGUGGCAGAGCCAGAAGCGGAUGCAGAACCAGCACUUACACCAGCUACAGUGGCAGCAAACACCGAAAUUCGCAAUCGCAUGGUGGCUAAGGCGCGGGCACUGUAUCGUCAAGAAGAGGUUCAUUCCGUAAGCAGUACCGGCGGCGGGGGAAACGGUGGCAACGGCGGCACAGCGGCCAUUGAUAUUCCACGCCUGGCUGCGGGUGUCAAGCGUGGCAAGGAUGCAGCGCUCAGUGGAAGCGUCAGUGAUGGUGAAGCGGACGAUGAUGGUUUAGCAUUUGGUGACGGCCAAGGUAGAGUGCGAAACCCGGUGCGACGCGUCAACUCCAGUCCAGAGAUGACAUCGAGCUGGCGACAGGCAUUCCUGGCUGCGAAGCCAGCGCCCCUCUCGCAAGAGCCGGAAGCCGUAAAAGCAUCCUUCGAAGAACACCAGUUACCGUCGAAGAAGAAGAGCGUACAGUACAGCACCAAAGAUAUGCGUGUCAGCUGCGAAGCUAUACCAGAGGAGAUAGCUGGUUCAACGCCGCCGCAAGGCUCCCAAGGUGCUCUAAAAUGUCCACUGCAACCAGGAGCUGGCGCAUUGCCUCCCAAACAGCACUCAGCCGACGAUGUUAACAGCCAAGUGUCAGAAACCGGAGCUCAGCCGGGCUUGGUCCAGACCUCUGCGUCAGCAUCCUCUCUGAAGCAGGGCGCAGUUGGUAAGCCACCUUUGUCCCCGGGCCAAGUUCAGGCAAUUAUCCCACCCAAACAAUCACCAACUCCAACUAGCUCCGGUCUCGGCCUAGCCAAGUCCAAUAGCAGCGGCUAUGGCAGUAACAAUGGUGGUUCAGACUAUAAUAAUGGGGGCGGUGACAUGAUGCGAGGUCGUUCCAAAACGAUAUCAACGGUGCGUGAGGUGAACAAUGGAAAAACUGGACCCACGUCGGCUACCAAUUUUCGCAGCUUUGGCACAGCCAAGCCGUCCAUCAAUGCUAAGCUGUGCAUGAGUCCCAGUUUCGUUUUUCUCCAGCUCUACGGCACUGGCCAGCAGUCCGUGACAGAGACACCACUCAAAGUUGACCCGGAGUAUUCGAGCACAUUGACACUGCUCGAUCUUGUGCCACCUUUUGAGACGCAUAAGAUCGGCAUUUUGUAUGUUGGUCCAAACCAGUGUAACAACGAGGUGGAAAUUUUGCGCAAUUCCUAUGGUAGCACUCGAUAUGUUGAAUUUCUGCGGAACAUUGGAACUUUGGUCAACCUCAAGGAAGCCGAACAGAAUAACUUGUUCAUUGGGCUCGAUAAAAGUGGCGCUGAUGGCAAAUUUGCAUACAUAUGGAAGGAUGAUAUACUACAGGUCACGUUCCAUGUGGCUACUUUGAUGCCUACAAAUCUGCAGGACGAUCCCAAUUGCAACGAGAAGAAAAAGCACAUAGGCAAUGACUUUGUUAAAAUCAUUUACAACGAAAGUGGGGAGGAUUAUAACUUAACUACGAUAUCAGGCGACUUUAACUAUGCCUGUGUGAUUGUUGAACCGCUGGAGCUAAAUUCAAAUCGUGUCUUUGUCAAGGCGCGAAAAGAGAUCUCCCAUCCAGAGCAGCGAAUAGUGUCCGAUCGCAGUGCUCCUUUACUAGCCCGGCAGAUGGCUCUGCAUGCAAAUCUGGCCUCGCUUGUCUACCAAAGUGUGAAGAAAAAGGAUCCCUAUGCAUCCAAUUUUGUUGAGAGAUUGCGUAAAAUUAAAAAUUUGCGUACAAAGCUGAUUAAUCAUAAACUUGAGCAAAAGAAACAACCAAAUGGCGGCACAUCCAGCAGCAUUGGCAACGCGUCCUCUUCGGCUGUGAACACUGAUUCAGAUGACCAGCGAUCAUGUUUUACCAAAUAUACGUAGGCACUGGACUAGAAAUA